CUCACCCUGCUAUGGCCGCAAACGCCUCUUCAGAUCUCUCCUUGUUCACGCCCGACCUCAUCCUCAUGGUGACCCCAUUCCGAGAGCCGCCCAUCAUCAAGUUCGCGGUGUUCUUCUUCACCCUGGCAAUGUUCACCGCGGCCCUCAUGGGCAACUGCCUCCUGAGCCUCGUCAUCCUUCGAGAUCAUCAGCUGCACAAGGCAAUGUACGUGCUCAUGGCCGGGCUGUCGCUCACCGACAUCAUCUCAGCGCUCAGCAUCCUGCCCCGGUUCAUGCAGAACGUCGCAUCCUUCAACUACAUCAGCCUGCGCGAGUGUAUGGCGCAGAUGUUCUUCCUGCACCUGGCCAUCAGAAUGCAGAGCUUCACCCUCACCAUCAUGUCCGUCGACCGCUACCUGGCCAUUGGCUACCCACUCAGGUACCACUCGCUCAUGGCCUGCCGCACGGCCAUCGUGGCCUUCAUGGCCGCGACGGCCUCGUGCGUUCUCAUGUGCCUGGGCAAUGUCGGCGUCGUGGUCCCCCUCAACUACUGCAAGCCGCCGGUGAUAGUCGCUCCAUACUGCGACUACCUCGUGGUCCUGUUCUUGUCGUGCGGGGACUUGAGCGGUGCCGUGGCCUACGUCCAAGCAACGCUGGCCAUCACUAUGGUGCUUCCUGUGUUAGUGAUAGUCCUCAUGUAUGCCCUCAUCUUCUAUGAGUGCCGCAAGCCAGGCCUCCGCAGUGGCCAGAAGAAAGCGCUGAAGACUUGCAGCACUCACUUCUUGGUCGUGACCGUUUUCUUCGCCGCCAUUUUUUUUUCGUUUGCAAGUGGCCUCUCGUUCCUGAAUUCGCUCCCCAGGUCGCUGCGCUACACCCUCCAGACGGCGCAGUACGUGUUCCCGCCCGCGCUGAACCCGGUCAUUUACGGCCUUCGAACGGCGGAAAUAAGGCGCAGUUUCAUCAGGCAGUUCCGUAGGAAGGUGGUGGAUGGAAAGUCGGAGAGUUUGGGGAACGCAGGUCACUGAACUAUUAAAGACAUCGGGAUAUGAGAUAUUUUUUAAUCUAAACAGCCACCGGUGAUUGAUCCCAGUUGUUAAAUGUAGCAAGGUGAUAGUCUCAGCUCGGUCACCAGUGACCGCAUGAAGAUCACAAUGGCAUUAUGUUUGGUUCUGGGACCCAUUCCAUCACUAACCCACACUGGCCAAUCAUUGUAAACUAAAGUUAUACAAGCCCCAUGAUUGACAAGGUGU
Lethenteron reissneri (Far Eastern brook lamprey) is the source of this 1229-nucleotide messenger RNA. Its product is annotated as olfactory receptor 2M3-like. The record is from RefSeq and is a predicted model, not a curated record. Lineage: Eukaryota; Metazoa; Chordata; Hyperoartia; Petromyzontiformes; Petromyzontidae. Gene Ontology annotation, biological process: detection of chemical stimulus involved in sensory perception of smell; G protein-coupled receptor signaling pathway. Gene Ontology annotation, cellular component: membrane. Gene Ontology annotation, molecular function: odorant binding; olfactory receptor activity; G protein-coupled receptor activity.